AUGCUUUCAGUGUCACCCAGUUCAAUCUGGAAACUAAGCGUUGUUUUGGCCGUGAUUUCCCUUGUCAGCCUACCCAUCGAGCUUGUCGAAGUCGAACGGCACACCCUUUCACGAAGAGCCGCGAUCGGUACCGUAGCCAAUGACGUUCGCUGCGGUGACAACUGGGGUACAGCUUCUGUUCCAGUACCAGCUGGCCAAGUCUCUUGUAGAUCAUACAAUGGGAAAAAUAAAGGUCUGCCUUACUUUUGCACAAUGAAUAAAUGCCAUUAUGGGAGCAAAAAAGAUAAGAUACCACCUGCGGGCUACUCUCUCAGCGACUGGCGCUUUAAGGACUGCACACGCUACCCCAAUCAAGGAGAGACAGGGAAACCAACAGUUGUAAAGUCAAUGUCUCCAAUUCAAAUCUGGGCCCACAAUACUAAAGCAUAUUUAGUUGCCACAGGGUGGGAUGAUCCGUUGAAUAAAAUAACACGUACGUACAAAUGCUCAUGGGUCAAUUUUAGUGAUGCAAACAACCAAAGACCUACAUGUCAAGAAUGCACACUCCAAGCCUAUGAAGACCUUCCUGAACCAAUUAUCACUCCCUAG
Messenger RNA from Puccinia triticina, 588 nucleotides. RefSeq lists its product as uncharacterized. Lineage: Eukaryota; Fungi; Basidiomycota; Pucciniomycetes; Pucciniales; Pucciniaceae. Bases 1 to 588 code for a protein of 195 amino acids. The transcript is spliced from 5 exons. The record is from RefSeq and is a predicted model, not a curated record.